CGCUGUGUCUCUUUCUGCCCCCUCUCUCCUGCCGUCACCCCCGUCGUCCUCGUCCCGUAGUUGUUUAUUUGUAAUUAGUUUGUUUACACGGUUACUUUGUUUUUUUAGCCAUGUAUCGGUAUUUCGGGGAGCUGUUGAGCCGCUCAGCGGGCAGUGUCCUGGCCUCGGGUUGCGUGGACUCCGCUCUCCCGGCGUCCUCCUCCCUGAUGCGGGUCCGUCGCUAUGCCGACGCAGCAGAGCAACCGGACGACCCCAACUUCUUCAAGAUGGUCGAGGGCUUCUUCGACCGCGGCGCAGCCAUCGUGGAGGACAAGCUGGUGGAGGACCUGAAGACCAGGGAGACCCCCGAACAGAAGCGGCACCGUGUGCGGGGCAUCCUGCGCAUCAUUAAGCCCUGCAAUCACGUCCUGAGCGUGUCUUUCCCGAUCAAGAGGGAUAACGGAGAGUGGGAGGUGGUGGAGGGGUACCGAGCCCAGCACAGCCAACACAGAACUCCAUGUAAAGGGGGUAUCCGUUACAGUACAGAAGUGUCUGUGGAUGAGGUGAAAGCCCUGGCUUCUCUAAUGACCUACAAGUGUGCCGUUGUUGAUGUGCCAUUUGGAGGAGCCAAAGCUGGAGUCAAGAUCAACACGAAGAAUUACUCUGAUAAUGAGCUGGAGAAGAUUACCAGGAGAUUCACUAUUGAGCUGGCUAAGAAGGGUUUCAUUGGGCCUGGCAUCGAUGUCCCAGCGCCUGACAUGAGCACCGGAGAAAGGGAAAUGUCCUGGAUCGCAGACACUUAUGCCAACACCAUUGCACACACUGACAUCAACGCGCAUGCGUGCGUGACAGGAAAACCCAUCAGCCAGGGAGGAAUCCACGGGCGUAUCUCUGCCACCGGUCGUGGAGUUUUCCACGGCAUCGAGAACUUCAUCAACGAAGCGUCUUAUAUGAGCAUGCUGGGCUUCACACCUGGCUUCCAGGACAAGACCUUCGUCAUCCAGGGCUUUGGUAAUGUGGGUCUUCACUCCAUGAGAUACCUGCACAGGUUUGGCGCCAAGUGUGUCGGUGUUGGUGAGAUCGAUGGAGCCAUCUACAACCCAGACGGGAUCGACCCCAAACAGCUGGAGGACUAUAAACUGCAACAUGGCACCAUUGUGGGCUUCCCAGGAGCCAAACCUUAUGAAGGGAGCAUUCUGGAGGCUGACUGCCACAUCCUGAUUCCUGCUGCCGGAGAAAAGCAGCUCACGCGCAAUAAUGCCCCCAGAAUCAAAGCUAAGAUUAUUGCUGAGGGCGCCAAUGGACCCACCACCCCAGGUGCUGACAAGAUCUUCCUGGAGAACAACGUCAUGGUGAUUCCUGACAUGUACCUGAAUGCUGGUGGUGUGACCGUUUCUUACUUUGAGUGGCUGAAGAAUCUCAAUCAUGUCAGCUAUGGAAGACUGACCUUCAAAUACGAGAGGGAUUCAAACUACCACCUUCUCAUGUCUGUGCAGGAGAGUUUGGAGAGGAAGUUUGGAAAGCAGGGCGGACCCAUCCCCAUCGUACCCACUGCUGACUUCCAGGCCAGAAUUGCUGGUGCCUCUGAGAAAGACAUUGUUCACUCUGGGUUGGCCUACACAAUGGAGAGAUCUGCUCGG
This is a messenger RNA of Nematolebias whitei (Rio pearlfish), 1619 nucleotides long. It is a transcript of the gene glud1b, whose product is annotated as glutamate dehydrogenase 1b. Gene Ontology annotation, biological process: L-glutamate catabolic process. The record is from RefSeq and is a predicted model, not a curated record. Gene Ontology annotation, cellular component: mitochondrion. NCBI's taxonomy places the organism in Eukaryota, Metazoa, Chordata, Actinopteri, Cyprinodontiformes, Rivulidae. Gene Ontology annotation, molecular function: L-glutamate dehydrogenase (NAD+) activity.